CCACACUGCAUAAAUCCCCCUUGAGAUUCAGUAUUCUUUACUUCCAUAGCUUAUCCUUUUGUUGACUUUGCUGAGAACUAGAGAGAAAGGAUAUUGCUUUGCAAGAAUAAUAAACCUUCUCUUUAACACAAACGAUCAGGUUCGUUUCUCUCCGAAUUCAACGCCCUCUUCUUUUCCACCCAAGUGAAACCCGUUUUAGAUGCAUACCCAAUGAUUUGUUAAUCCUUUUGUGAGGUGGGUUUCAUUUGGUUUCUUUAAUGGGUCGUGAUUCCAAACUCUAUAUCAAAAAAUAUGUCACUUUCUUGAACCUUUCAUUCAUCGGAGUGGCCUGUGUUUUCUUUCUUGUUUAUUUCAGCGCUUCAGAGUUUCUUGUUCUAACCAGCAAAUAUCAAAGCGGUGAGAAUGAUUGCAAGACCUUAAAACAAUUAGAUAACUACAAAGCCAAAUGCCUUUACUUGAGAGCCAAUGGCUCAUGUGUAUCUCAAGGCUAUAUAGACUAUCUUUCGUUUUUCUACUGCAAUUUUGCAAGGUUUCCCCAGUUGGGUCACUGUCUUGUUUUUCUUUGGCUUCUCAUUCUGUUUUAUCUUCUGGGAAACACGGCUUCCGAGUACUUUUGCUCGUCACUAGAAAGCCUAGCAAAGCUAUUACAACUAUCCCCUACAAUUGCUGGUGUUACUCUCCUUUCUCUUGGCAAUGGCGCCCCAGAUGUUUUUGCCAGUUUAGUCUCCUUCAUGGGUGAUGGAACAUCUGAUGUUGGCAUUAAUACAGUUCUAGGCGGUGCUUCUUUUGUGACUUGUGUUGUGGUUGGGAUAAUUAGUAUAUUAUUGCACCAAAAAGGAGUCAAGGUUGAGAAGUCUGACUUUUUCAGAGAUGUUUGCUUCUUUCUUUUGGCUCUUGCAUAUUUAGGUGCAAUACUGGUUCAUGGUAAGAUCAAUCUGUGGGGAGCACUUGGCUUUUUUUCCUUAUACAUUGCUUAUGUUAUUGUUGUAUAUGUUUCGCAUAUUCGAGGGGGUAAUGGGGCAAGAAAUGAUGAAGGGGGUGGAAAUUCAAGCUAUGGCAUGAAUGAUUUGAGUGUGCCAAUUUUAGAUAGUGUGAAUAAAGGAGCUCUUAAUUUCAUAGAAGCAGGAGAUUUGGAGAACGAUAUUGAAGAACCCAAUAAAUCUUGCUUUUGUCUGAGGUCAUCCACUUGUUGUAUUACCUUACUCUAUAUCCUUGAGCUGCCUCUUUACUUGCCUAGGAGAUUGACAAUUCCUGUUGUUAGUGAAAAGGGCUGGUCCAAGCCAAUUGCAAUUGCUUCGGUCACGCUAGCACCAAUUCUGCUAGCACUCAUUUGGAGACCUCCACAGAAUGAUUCUAACCUCAGCAUUACUUUAGUAGUGUACGGACUUGGUUUGUUGGUUGGAUUAACUUUUGGGGUCUUUGCAUUUGUAACAACUGAAAAAUCAAACCCACCGACAAAAUGCUUAUUCCCUUGGCUAGCAGGAGGUUUCUUGAUGAGUGUAGUUUGGAGUUACAUGACAGCUCAAGAACUGGUGGGUUUACUGGUUUCAAUUGGGCAUAUAUUUGGGAUAAGCCCUUCAAUUUUGGGGCUAACAGUCCUUGCUUGGGGCAAUUCACUUGGGGAUUUAAUAGCCAAUUCAGCCAUGGCUUUGAAUGGUGGUCCUGAAGGAGCACAAGUAGCUAUAUCAGCCUGUUAUGCUGGUCCAAUCUUCAAUACACUCUUUGGCUUAGGGUUAUCUCUUGUUGGUUCUUGUUGGUAUGCAUACCCAUCUUCUAUUGACAUCCUUUUCAACUCCCAUCUGUUGGAGACUCUGGGUUUUUUAGUUGGUGGCUUGCUUUGGCCACUCCUGAUUCUGCCAAGCAGAGACAUGAGGCUUAAUGGGGUUCUGGGUUGGGGCCUCUUGACUCUCUACUUGGUUUCUCUAUCUCUCAGGCUGAUGCAAACACUUGGUUCUCUUCAGUUUCCAUAUACAUAGUCUUGUAAAAAUCAGUUAUAAAUUUCAGAUAGUUAAAUUUCAUAUACAUAGUGUAAGUUUCCUUCCUUAUGUAUAGAUAUCUUCAUUAAUUGUAACCACUCGGUUAUUUGAUAUAUCCUGAAAGAAGCUAUCGGCUACCAGCUUUACUUAGAUUUAUCUGAUUUUGAUCCA
Molecule: messenger RNA, 2147 nt
Organism: Carica papaya (papaya)
Lineage: Eukaryota; Viridiplantae; Streptophyta; Magnoliopsida; Brassicales; Caricaceae
Product: Sodium/calcium exchanger family protein
Biological process (GO): monoatomic cation transport; transmembrane transport
Cellular component (GO): membrane
Molecular function (GO): monoatomic cation transmembrane transporter activity
Source: RefSeq, a predicted model, not a curated record